Messenger RNA from Paramecium sonneborni, 2577 nucleotides. The record is from the annotation of a GenBank genome assembly. Lineage: Eukaryota; Ciliophora; Oligohymenophorea; Peniculida; Parameciidae.
AUGGCAUAGGAUCAUUUAAAUUAAAAAAAGGCUCUUUUAUUUCUAAAUAAGUCUCAUAAUGACAAAUAAGAAGAGGCUUUAUCCAAAAAGCUGUAAGAUUGUUGUAGAUAUUUAAAAUUUUAGAUCCUAAAUAGAUAUUGUUGGAUGGAAACCUCACUAUCCUAGACUUAAUGAUGGUAAAUAUGUAGUUCACACAACAUUCCAAGUUAAAAUCACAAAAUCAAAACAAAUAACAUACAUAUCGGAUGGAGAAAUACUUAGGUAAAUUUAAAUAUAAAGAACAAAUAGAAAAGAAAAGUUUCAUCAAAAGGAAGAAAUAAAAAUAUAUUUAAAUUUAGAUUAAAUUAAGUCCUUAAAAUGGAAGUGUUCAAAAGAAGAUGAGACUCAAACAAUAGUAAAAUAUGUAGGAUGCUGGAAUGGUAGAUUAACCAAUUUAGGAGGGAUCGUUGAUGAAUUUGGUUAUAGAAUUGGGGAAUGGAUUGAACCUUGUGAUACUUAUUGUAGGUAAUUAAUUUAAUUUAAAUGUAGUCCAUAUUAAAUAACAUUUUCUGGAACUUAUGGAAAAAAAGGGUAGAGAAUUGGUUAAUGGAUCUAUUGGUAUGAAUACGAGAGAAUGUAUUAAUCUUGAUAAUUAUUAGAGGGGGUGGUCAUUAUGAUGAAAAUGGAAGAAAAAAUGGAUAAUGGUGUGAAAUUCACAGAAGCUAUGAUCAUUAGUAAGUAAUUUACUUAAUUAAGUCAAAAAGUAAUCAUAAUUGGAGAUUAUAUUAAAGGAAUGAAAAAAGGAAGAUGGUCAGUGUUUGAGAACAAUCAUUUAAUGUAGAUAUUCUAUUUAUAUAAUAAGUGGAGAAGGGUCUUAUAAUGAAAAUGGUCAGAAAAUAGGGAAAUGGACUGAAGUAUCCGAAAGUUACUAAGAGUAUAAUAAUUCAUAACUUAUUAAAUUAUAAGUUAUAUGUAACUAAUAUUUGGUGGACAGUACAAAAAUGGUGUAAGAAUUGGAAAAUGGUUAACAUAUUAUAUGGGAUAAACUCUAUGUAGUUAAUACACAAAUAAUGAUGAAAAAGUAAUGUAUGAUUUUCUGUAAAUAAUAAUUAGAGGAGGUGGAUUUUAUGAUGAAUUUGGAUUAAAAUAGGGAUACUGGGUAGAAUUUUAUGAGGGUGGAUAUUCCUAGUAUUUUUUCACUCUAAUUGUAGUCGUGCUUAAUUUAGAAUUGUGGGUGAAUACAAAAAUGGUUUGAAAAAUGGAUUUUGGAGAAUCAUAAUUUUUAUUUUAGAUGGCGAUGAUGUUGUGUAAUUUUAUUUAAUUGAAUAUUUAAAUAGAGGAGGAGGUCUUUAUGAUGAUAAGGGAAAGAAAUCUGGCGAAUGGAUUGAAAUAAUAGAAAACGGUGAUUUAGUUUUGAUAUCUGAAGUGGGAUUAUAUAGGUAUGGAGUUAAAUUCGGAUAAUGGGAUACCUAUUUUCUAUUUAAUAAUCAAAAAAUGUUAAUAUAAAUAAAUAGCUUAGUGGAGGAGGCUGUUAUAAUGAAUAAGGCUUAAAAUCUGGAUAAUGGAUAGAAUAACAUGAUUAAAAUAAUUUAGACUAAAUGUAAAUUGUUGAAAAAUUAAACUAUAGAAUAACCCAUAGUGGAGAAUAUAAUGAGGGUAAAAAAAUGGGUUGUUGGAAGACUAUAUUAAAUGAUGAAGGAUUAUUUUCUAAAAUGUAAGUUGUAAAUAUAUAAAUUUUUAAAAGCGGAGGUGGAUUCUACAACAAUUAAGGGUAAAAAAUAGGUCAAUGGAUAGAUAUACUGAGUUAAACUUACAAUGAACUAAGUUUAUGUAAUUAGAUAUAGUUAGUUUUAAUUAAUGGGUGUUAUAAAGAUGGCGAAAAGAAUGGUUAAUUUGAUACAUAUAUUUAUUCAAAAGAAUUGACUAAAGCUCAGAAGAUGUAAAUUAUUAAUAUCAUUAAAAGUGGAGGUGGUUAUUAUUUUGACGGUAUGAAAGUAGGAAAAUGGAUCGAAAUUAACUAAAACUAUUCGAGGUAAAGGAUUUAAUAACAAUAGCAAUUGUAUAGAUUCAAUUAUUCAACAUGGAAGAUAUAGUGCUGGAAUGAAAAUCGGAAUAUGGGAAACAUCAAAAGCUUAGAAAAUCAGGUAUUUGAUCAAUAAUCAACUUAAGGGAUUUUGGAUAUUAUGGUUCGAAUGGGGAUAAGGAAGGAAAAUGGAUAGAACAAUUUAUAUAUACCUGCAUGUAUUCUUAUGUCAUAUUUAAAAUAGGAUAAAUUUAUUCAGUAUGGGUUAGUAUAGCAAAGGAAAAAAAAUUGGAAUAUGGCAAAUAAUGUAUCUAAAGUCUAAGAAGGACAUUAUAAUAAUGUAAAAAAAUAGUAGUUAAUAAAAAUCUUUUAGUGACUUUGGGAGUUAUAAAGAUGGAAUUAAACAUGGAAAAUGGAUUGAAAUAGAGGAGAAUUAAAUUACCCAUCAUGGAUAUUAUAAUAAUGGCAUUAAGAUUGGUACUUGGGAAAAGAUAAAUGUAGGGAUACCUAGCAAUGAGGAUCUUCAUAAUCAUUUUUUUUUUUUAUGAAUCAUUGCAAGAUUAUUAUGAUUGAGC